Molecule: messenger RNA, 1221 nt
Organism: Lingula anatina
Lineage: Eukaryota; Metazoa; Brachiopoda; Lingulata; Lingulida; Lingulidae
Product: ras-like GTP-binding protein Rho1
Biological process (GO): small GTPase-mediated signal transduction
Molecular function (GO): GTP binding; GTPase activity
Source: RefSeq, a predicted model, not a curated record
AUAUGCUGCAUAUUCGUUACAUUAGAAUGUACUGGGUGCAUAGUUUGUGACAAAAAUGAAAUUCAGUAUUAAUUAAAUACAUAUCCAGGCGUUAAAUAACAAAGUCUAAACUGGUGAGCUUACGUCAUCAGGCCUUGUGCUAUAAAACCCCAUAGAGGUCUAAUCAAUACCAAGAAAGAUAUAGGCUACACACGUGACUCAAAAUUCUAAAAAUAGCAUUCGCUGUUUGAGGCUAUUUUUAGUAAGUAGGAAAUCUCUUAUAAAACUUGGCAGCAUGGGUCUUUGCCGGACAUAGGCAAUUAAGUCAGACUUUAUCGUCACAAACUGUGAAGAAGGGAUCUAGAAACAGAAAACACGUUGUUUGUUAGUUCAAUAUUUUUAUUAUUUUUUUCAUUAAACUGUUUGACAGGAGAUUCAAAUGGGGUUGUUUGCAUGUCUAGGCGGUAAUUCAUGUGACGCAGAUUCUACGGCGUACCCUAUGAGAAAGAAGUUGGUGAUUGUUGGGGAUGGGGCCUGCGGUAAAUCCUGCCUGCUCAACGUGUUUACACAGGACGACUUUACCCUCAGCUAUAUUCCCACCGUCUUUGAGAACUACGUAACAGACAUAGAAGUGGAUGGAAAACAGAUCGAGUUGGCACUUUGGGAUACUGCCGGGCAGGAAGAUUACGACCGCUUACGGCCCUUAUCUUAUCCCGAUACUGACGUCAUCCUGAUGUGUUACUCCAUCGACAGUCCCGACAGCCUGGCCAACAUCGCCGAAAAAUGGGCCCCGGAGAUCAACCAUUUUUGUCCCAAUGUUCCUGUAGUUCUAGUGGCAAAUAAAAAGGACUUGAAAAAAGAUGAAGAGAUCAUUACUGAACUGGCAAAACUGAACGAAAAACCGGUGGAUUACAUGGCUGGGGAAGACACUGCGGCAAAAAUUGGUGCUUUUUCUUUUCUUGAGUGUUCGGCGAAAACGCGAGAGGGCGUUAGGGACGUAUUUGAGACUGCCACGAGAGCGACGUUAUUGAAAAGGAAACGCCGUAAGAUCCAUCGCAGAUGUUAAUUUUUUUUCACUCUGUUCUAAAGAAAUUUGUCAUGAGUGAUGCUGGGCAAAGAGAAGCAAAGUAAAGACAAUCAUGGUAUUAAAAAAUAAAUAUAUUUCAAGUAAUGCUGCAAUACCUUCUGCUAUACAUGUACAAUUAGGCUAUAUGUGGCAUCAGUUUUUUUUUUUUGUUUUUU